AUGAUAUUGCUUCACGGAUUGUAUCGAAUGAUUACUGACAAGAAGCUCUUCCAGGUCGAGGUCAUCAACCCUCUCUUCCUCCUGACGGCCAAGCCUGUCGUCUACCUCGUCAACCUCUCCGAGCGUGACUACGUCCGCAAGAAGAACAAGCAUCUCCCCAAGAUCGCCGAGUGGAUCAAGGAGAACGCCACUGGCGACCCCAUCAUCCCCAUCUCCGUUGCCUACGAGGAGCGUCUCAGCCGCUUCGAGACUGAGGAGGAGUCCCUCGAGGAGCAGAAGAAGGUCGGUGCUGACUCGGCCCUUCCCAAGCUCGUCAUCCAGAUGCGCAAGUCUCUCGACCUCGGCAGCUUCUUCACGACCGGCACGGACGAGGUCAGGCAAUGGACCCUGCGCAACGGCACCAAGGCCCCUGGCGCCGCCGGUGUCAUUCACACCGACUUUGAGAAGACGUUCAUCCAGGCCCUCGUCUACAACUUCUCCGUGCUGAAGGAGCUCGGAGACGAGUCCGAGGUUAAGGCCAAGGGCAAGGUCAUGACCAAGGGCAAGGAUUACGUCGUUGAGGAUGGUGACAUUUUGCUUAUCAAGGCCGGUGCGGCCAAGGCUUAG
Molecule: messenger RNA, 606 nt
Organism: Verticillium alfalfae VaMs.102
Lineage: Eukaryota; Fungi; Ascomycota; Sordariomycetes; Glomerellales; Plectosphaerellaceae
Product: GTP-dependent nucleic acid-binding protein engD
Exons: 1
Coding region: 1-606 (201 amino acids)
Cellular component (GO): cytoplasm
Molecular function (GO): ATP hydrolysis activity; GTP binding
Source: RefSeq, a predicted model, not a curated record